AACUAGCUCUUUGCGCCCCGGGACCCAGUCAGCCAGCUCGUGCGGAGCAGAACCGUGAUGGGUGCAGAGUGGCGUUCGGAGCGCUCCCGCCAGCCGCCAGUCUGCGUCUAAUAGCGGAGUUUUACUUGAUGGCUGUUCACCAGGAGUGUAUGGCCCAGCUCAUUCAUGUGGAAAGUGAUAUCCGUGCCAUUGCUUCCUUGUCACUGGUUCCUGUAGUAGUUUGUACUCAGUGCAAGGAGGAGGGUUUUACCCUUAGAAGCAGUUUUCCUUCAACCCUUAGGAGAACACAUGGUGAUGUUGGCAUCUCUGAGCUAAAACCAUGAGUGAGUUUCGGAUUCAUCACGAUGUCUACGAGCUGCUCAGCUUGCUGCGUGUCCAUGGUGGGGAUGGGGCUGAGGUCUACAUUGACCUGUUGCAGAAGAACAGGACCCCGUAUGUCACAACCACGGUCUCAGCCCACAGUGCCAAGGUUAAAAUUGCAGAGUUUUCUCGUACCCCAGAAGACUUUCUAAAGAAAUACGAUGAACUCAAAUCUAAAAAUACAAGGAACCUUGACCCACUGGUGUACCUAUUGUCAAAACUUACGGAGGACAAAGAGACUCUGCAGUACUUACAGCAGAAUGCAAAGGAGAGAGCUGAGCUCGCAGCUGCUGCGUUGGGCAGCACUGCUGGCUUCAGCAUCCCUGCAGCAGCUUCCAAGAUCUCCAUGCAGGAGCUCGAAGAGCUGAGGAAACAGCUUGGCAGUGUGGCCACAGGAUCCACGUUGCAGCAGUCUCUGGAACUUACAAGAAAGAUGCUGCGAGACAAACAGAAUAAGAAAAACUCCGGCCAGCACCUCCCUGUUUUCCCAGCAUGGGUGUAUGAGAGACCCACGCUGCUCGGGGACUUCCUGACUGGCUCAGGUGUAAGCACAGACGUGGCUUUGCCUAUAGGCACACUGCCACUGGCCUCACAGGAGGCAGCCAUGGUGGAGGACCUGCUCUACGUGCUGGUGGGCGUGGACGGCAGGUACAUCACUGCACAACCCUUGGCCGGGAGGCAGAGCCGAACCUUCCUUGUGGACCCCAACCUGGACUUGUCCAUCAGGGAGCUGGUGAGCAGGAUCCUCCCGGUAGCAGCCAGCUACUCCACUGUGACCAGGUUCAUUGAAGAGAAGUCAUCCUUUGAGUACGGGCAAGUGAACCAUGCCUUAGCGGCUGCCAUGCGCACCUUAGUGAAGGAGUACCUAAUUCUGGUCACCCAACUGGAGCAGCUGCACAGGCAGGGCCUCCUGUCACUGCAGAAGCUCUGGUUUUACAUCCAGCCAGCCAUGCGCACUGUGGACAUCCUGGCCUCCCUCGCUGCUGCGGUGGAUAAAAGUGAGUGCCUAGGGGGCUCGACGCUGAGCCUGCUGCACGAUAGGAGCAUGAGCUGUACGGGAGACAGCCAAGCACAGGAGCUGUGCCUGCACCUCACCAAGGCAGCCAGCGCACCCUAUUUUGAGGUCCUGGAGAAGUGGAUCUACAGGGGUGUCAUCCAUGACCCAUACAGCGAGUUUAUGGUUGAGGAACAUGAACUGAGGAAGGAGAAGAUCCAGGAGGAUUACAACGACAAGUACUGGGACCAACGGUACACCGUGGUGCAGCCGCAGAUCCCGUCCUUCCUGCAGAAGGUGGCUGGCAAGAUCCUCAGCACAGGGAAAUAUCUCAACGUGGUCAGAGAAUGUGGUCACCAUGUCACCUGCCCAGUGGCUAAAGAGAUCAUCUACACGCUGAAGGAGCGAGCAUACGUGGAGCAGAUCGAGAAGGCCUUUGACCACGCCAGCAAGGUGCUGCUGGACUUCCUGAUGGAGGAAGAGGAGCUGCUGGCCCACUUGAGGUCCAUCAAGCGCUACUUCCUAAUGGACCAGGGCGACUUCUUCGUGCACUUCAUGGACCUGACGGAGGAGGAGCUCCGGAAGCCAGUGGAAGACAUUGCACCCCCCCGCCUGGAGGCUCUGCUGGAGCUGGCACUGCGCAUGAGCACUGCGAACACAGACCCCUUCAAGGACGACCUCAAGAUUGACCUGAUGCCUCAUGACCUCAUCACUCAGCUUCUGCGAGUUCUGGCUAUCGAGACCAAGCAGGAGAAGGCAAUGACCCACGCCGACCCCACUGAGCUCUCUCUGAGCGGCCUGGAGGCCUUCUCCUUUGACUACGUCGUCAAGUGGCCCCUCUCUCUCAUCAUCAGCAGGAAGGCCCUCACCCGCUACCAGAUGCUGUUCAGGCACAUGUUCUACUGCAAGCACGUGGAGCGACAGCUCUGUAAUGUCUGGAUCAGCAACAAAGCUGCCAAGCAGCAUUCGCUGCACUCUGCAAAAUGGUUUGCUGGGGCCUUCACACUGCGGCAGAGAAUGCUCAACUUCGUCCAGAAUAUUCAGUACUACAUGAUGUUUGAGGUGAUGGAACCGACCUGGCACAUCCUCGAGAAAAACUUGAAAUCUGCUUCCAACAUUGACGACGUCCUUGGCCACCACACAAGCUUCCUGGACAACUGCCUGAAGGAUUGCAUGCUGACCAACCCCGAGCUGCUGAAGGUUUUCUCCAAGCUUAUGUCUGUGUGCGUCAUGUUCACCAAUUGCAUGCAGAAAUUUACACAGAGUAUGAAAUUAGACAGCGAGCUGGGCCGGCCAGCGGUGGAGCAGGGCACAAUGCUGGGGCCGCCUACGGAGGCAGAGCAGCCUGAGGAACGGGCCCGGAAGGAGCUUACCAGGAAGCACCUAGCUGAGCACAUGGAUGCACCCCAGCUGGCGUCCAGCUUUGAGGCCACCAUCAACAAGUUUGACAAGAACUUCUCCGCACACCUGCUGGACCUCCUGGCCCGGUUGAGCAUCUACAGUGCCAGUGACUGUGAGCACAGCAUGGCCAGUGUUAUCUCUAGGCUUGACUUCAAUGGCUUCUACACAGAGCGCCUGCAGCGCCUGUCUACAGAGAGGAGCCAGAGGGCUGCCCCCCAGGUGCCUGUCCCACGAGGGCCUCCAGCUGCAGUGCCCAGAGUUGCAGUCACUGCACAGUGAGCCCUCGGCCACAGCUCAAAGGGAGGGUGUCGGGGGCUGAGCAGGUCCUAUGGCGUGAAUGAGGUCAGGAUUUUCUAGUCAGGUAUUCCCUAACAGGUGUGUUCUGUGUGUUUUUUCUGUUCAAUCAAAGUCUAAAUUACCAGACUUGGCUCGUUUCAUUGUAUAGGAGCUGCCCAGACAAGGUAGAUGGCUCCCUAGACUUGCUGAUGUGUUUGCUUUUUCAAACUGAAAUAACACUGUUUUGGGUGUUCUUGCCUUAAAUAAAAACAAAGCAUGUGGUAUUUGAA
Messenger RNA from Otolemur garnettii (small-eared galago), 3321 nucleotides. RefSeq names its product tubulin gamma complex associated protein 2 (gene TUBGCP2). The coding region runs from base 320 to 3034 and encodes 904 amino acids. Gene Ontology annotation, cellular component: spindle pole; equatorial microtubule organizing center; centrosome. Gene Ontology annotation, molecular function: microtubule minus-end binding; gamma-tubulin binding. The transcript has 19 exons. Lineage: Eukaryota; Metazoa; Chordata; Mammalia; Primates; Galagidae. Gene Ontology annotation, biological process: spindle assembly; mitotic cell cycle; cytoplasmic microtubule organization. The record is from RefSeq and is a predicted model, not a curated record.